Messenger RNA from Capra hircus (goat), 523 nucleotides. RefSeq names its product ribosomal protein L39 (gene RPL39). Gene Ontology annotation, cellular component: ribosome; cytosolic large ribosomal subunit. Gene Ontology annotation, biological process: translation. Bases 189 to 344 code for a protein of 51 amino acids. Gene Ontology annotation, molecular function: structural constituent of ribosome. The record is from RefSeq and is a predicted model, not a curated record. The transcript has 3 exons. Lineage: Eukaryota; Metazoa; Chordata; Mammalia; Artiodactyla; Bovidae.
CAAGCGCUCUUUCCCACGGUCUAACGGGAGCGUGGGCAGAGAGGGACCGCCAGAGGGCGUUGGUUGGCGCACAGUGUGACCUUCCCAAGCCCCGCCCCCAGCGGCGCCUUCUAAACACGUCCUUCCGCUCACUUCCUCCUCUUUUCUCUUCUCCGCCAUCCUAUGUGUGGUUGAGUUCUCUCCUCACCAUGUCUUCUCACAAGACUUUCAGGAUCAAGCGAUUCCUGGCCAAGAAACAAAAGCAGAAUCGUCCCAUUCCUCAAUGGAUUCGAAUGAAAACUGGCAAUAAAAUCAGGUACAACUCCAAGAGAAGACAUUGGAGAAGAACCAAGCUGGGUCUAUAAGAAGCAAGCUGGGUCUAUAAGAAGUGGUCUUAACAUGUGUGCCACACAUGUUAAGACCACUUUUUUAAGCAGCCAAAUCACAGUGAGAACAUCACUACUGUAAUGCUUGGCUCCUGAUGUAUCUUAUUUCCUAACUAUCAGUCUGAGACUCAGUAAUAAAUAUGAAACGUUGGAACUGU